UCCUGUUGGACUUUGGUUUAAAGUUUGUCUCACUAUGGCUGCGGAAGAGCUGGAUACAAUGGAUGUCAUUACUAAGUUGUCAAACCAAGCCCUGCAGGAGUAUGAGGGCCUGCAGAGGAAGCACGAGACAGCAGCCAUGGAGUGCAAGAGGCUGGAGGGGGAGAGGGACGAGGCCAUCAAGAAGCUCAAUGAGUUCCAGCAAGUUUCUCAGAUGGUCAUUGAAGAGGUCAGCGCCAUUCAGGAGAACCUGGAGAUCGAGAGGACGUGUAGAGAAAGUGCUGAAGCCCUGGCCUCCAAGCUGAACCGUCAGAACCGCUCGCUGAAGAGGAAGAGCAUGAUGCUGCUGCCCCACCUCAGCCCAGAGACCAUCACUGAGAUCAACCUUGAGGUUGAUGAAGAGGAGGAGGAGGAGGAGGAAGAGGAGAGCGAAGAGCUACAUGCAGCCAGCAAAGUCUGCCUCUCUCCCCAGAGCCAGACCACCUUCUCAGAGCUACAAAAUAAGUUGGAGAAACAUCAAGCAGUCCCUGAUCUUGAGGCCGUGAGAGAACAACUGAGGGAAACCAGGGAAGAACUGCUGAAAGAGAAACACGAUAACACAGGUUUAAUUGCUGAGACAGUGCGCCAAAAGAAGCUCCUGGGGAAAUAUAACAGAGUGUCUCAGUUUGCUGUGGGGGAAUAUGAAGCCUUACAGGACACCUUUAACCUGGAGAGGGACCUGAGGACAGAGGCAGAGAGCUUUGCCAGAGCGAUGUUGGUCGAGCAAAAAAAGCUGAAGAGACAGAGUCAGAUCCUGAUGCAGAGCUCGUCGCCCAGUCAGGCUCUACAGGAAGCCCUCGGCCAGGUCACCAGACUGACCCAGGAUCUGGAGACACAGAGGCUGGAGUACCAGAACCAGAUAAAGCAGAUGGAGGACAGACUGAUGAGCUGUGAGGCUCAGAGGGAGCUGACGGCAUUGAGGCAUGAACUGGAGCUCCUGGAGGAGGAGAAGAGGGAGUACAGUGACAAAUGCUCCAGGGCUGAAACGGAGGUCAAGGAUCUGCGGUUCACAGUUGAGGAGCUCCAGAAGAAAUUGCAGGCAGCUACCAACCCACACCCAGCUCCAGCACCUCCACCGCCACCUCCACCUCCCCCGCUACCUCCACCUCCUCCCCCAGCUACGGCCUCCAACCCGCUCAGUUCGCUGUUAUCAUUGAUCCGAAAAAGAAGAGACAUCAAUACUGACAUCCCACUGGUGGUCCAGGACUCAGCCAAGACACCAGAGGUGGAUAUCAGGCAUCAGGCAGUGGAGGAAAUGAUGCAUCGGAUCAAGAAAGGCGUUCAACUUCGACGUGUCGGCCAGUCACCUAAUAGAACCAGGAGACAGAUGGAGAGACUGCCCUCUAAUUCUGCCAUUCAGGAACUUAAAGGAAUCAUGGAGAAUUUCAGUAGAACUCCCCCCCAACCAAAGGCAGUGUCCCCAACAACAAACCGCGAUGAGGAGCUGCAGAAGAUCCUGCUGAGACGGCGGGACGCAGUGGAGUCCCAACACGAUGCCAGUAAGUUUCAUCUCCUUCACUUUAGAAGGCAUAUACCAGGUCUCCAUCCCAUCCUCUCCCCCGCUGUGUGAAGGGUGCUACCAGGCUGAGGUCAGCCCUGACACGAGCAAUAUAUAGACAGGAUGUGGGUGACGGAAGAUUACACGACACACAAUCAAUGUCUGGCACUUCAGUUUACUGCGUGUAUACACAAUGCAUUUAAAAAUAAUCGUUUCAGACUGUAUUAUUAGGAGUCAGUAAUGCAGUCAGAUGGGUCCUAAGUGGAUUUCCACAUCAGAAAAAAAAGGAAAAAUCUGAGCAGUCAUCCUGGUUGUGAAUAAAGACAGAGGUUAUGUAACACCUGAACUAAGA
Molecule: messenger RNA, 1886 nt
Organism: Sebastes umbrosus (honeycomb rockfish)
Lineage: Eukaryota; Metazoa; Chordata; Actinopteri; Perciformes; Sebastidae
Gene: shtn1
Product: shootin 1
Exons: 16
Coding region: 35-1606 (523 amino acids)
Source: RefSeq, a predicted model, not a curated record